Molecule: messenger RNA, 3166 nt
Organism: Prosopis cineraria
Lineage: Eukaryota; Viridiplantae; Streptophyta; Magnoliopsida; Fabales; Fabaceae
Product: putative SWI/SNF-related matrix-associated actin-dependent regulator of chromatin subfamily A member 3-like 1
Exons: 3
Coding region: 156-2729 (857 amino acids)
Molecular function (GO): zinc ion binding; ATP-dependent chromatin remodeler activity; hydrolase activity, acting on acid anhydrides, in phosphorus-containing anhydrides
Source: RefSeq, a predicted model, not a curated record
CCCCGCCUUGACCCUCUGAUAAGAAAACCCCUGCCCAGCCCAGCAAGCGUUGAUUCGUAUUUAAAUACGCCACACAUUUGGGCACCUUUCAAACUUAAACCUCUCGCUCUUCUUCAUCCAAGUUCUAAUCGCUUCAGAAAAUAAAGUAAUCGCCCAUGGAAGAUGACGAGUUCAUCGACCUACCUGGCCAACCUUCUCAAGGUCCUUCUUCGUCGGAAAGAUACCUGCUAGGCUUCGUCUGCGCCCACAUCGUUGGGAUUAAACACUAUUCUGGUACCAUCAGUGGCCGUGAAAUGGUUGGUCUGGUCCGGGAACCUCUCAACCCCUACGAUGAGAACGCCAUUAAGGUCCUCAACACUCGAGCAGAUCAGGUUGGGCAUAUUGAGCGCUCAGUCGCUGCCGUACUGUCUCCCUUGAUAGACUCCAACCUUAUCAUUGUGGAAGGCAUUGUGCCCAAAACGUAUUCUGGUAACAAAUUCAAGAUUCCUUGUCAAAUUCAUAUAUUUACGACGAUUGAGACUUUUCCAGCCGUGAAAGAUGUGAUUUCAGAAGGUGGGUUAACUUUAAUUUUAGUAUCCGAUGCAGCGUCUACGUUGUCAGAGUCUAUGGCUGUGAAAGAUAAGAUGGCUAAGAAAGAGUUUAAGUCUGUAGAUGAGAUUUUUAAGUUGGUUGAUGAGAAUAUUAGCAAAAGGGGUGCAUUGGAAGCAUUGGAGCCUCCUCGAAGCGUCAUCAAGUCUAAUCUUUUCCUGCAUCAGAAGGAAGGUUUAGGAUGGUUAGUUCAUAGAGAGAAUUCUACUGAAUUGCCGCCGUUUUGGGAAGAAAAAGAUGGAGCCUUUGUGAAUGUUUUGACUAAUUAUCAUACGAACAUAAGGCCGGAGCCUUUGCGAGGUGGUAUUUUAGCCGAUGAUAUGGGAUUAGGCAAAACCUUAACUUUACUUUCUUUAAUUGCUCUUGAUAAAGAUUCUUUCACUCUAAAUAUGGAAGAAGGAAAGCAUGAUGAAGGUUUCGCUGUUUCAAGUGAUAAGAAGAGGAGAAGAACUAAUAUACAGACCACUGUAUCAGAAAAAAGACGCAAGACUGAGAGUACUUCUUCAAGGGGCCAUGUAAAUGAAAAAUCUGUUCUUGUAGAUGGCACACCUUCAACUGGCAUGGAUACAAAGACUACAUUGGUUGUGUGCCCUGCUUCUGUAAUUUCAACAUGGAUAUCACAGUUAGAAGAACAUACUAAACCAGGCACAUUGAAGACGUACAUGUAUUAUGGUGAUAGAAGGACCGAGGAUGCUGAAGAACUUAAGAUGUAUGAUUUAGUGUUAACCACAUACACCACUUUAGCUAUUGAAGAAUCUUCUCCAGAGUCACCCAUAAAUAAAGUAGAUUGGUGGAGGGUCAUUUUGGACGAAGCACAUGUUAUAAAAAAUGUGAAUGCUAAACAAAGUCAAGCUAUCAUGAAAAUUGUAGCUAAGCGGAGGUGGGCUGUUACAGGAACACCAAUUCAAAACGGUUUAUAUGAUUUAUUUUCUCUCAUGUCAUUUUUACGCUUUCAACCAUUUUCAACAAAGAGUUAUUGGCAGAGCUUAGUGCAACUUCCUCUUGCUGAAAGAAACCCAAACGGACUCUUACGUCUUCAGGUUUUGAUGGCAACAAUUUCAUUGCGAAGAACAAAAGAUAAAGCAUUGGUAGGAUUGCCUCCAAAAACUGUAGAGACUUGUUUUGUUGAACUUCUUGAGGAAGAACGGAAACUGUAUGAUCAGAUUGAAUCGCAAGCAAAGAACAUAGUGGCGGGUUAUUUAAAUGAUGGAAGCUUAAUGCGCAACUAUUCCACUGUACUUGGAAUAAUUUUACGGCUUCGCCAAAUUUGUACCGAUAUGGCAUUGUGCCCUUCAGAUCUCAAAUCUUUACUCCCUUCAAAUAACAUUGAAGAUGUUUCCAAUAACCCGGAGUUGCUGCAAAAGUUGGUUGAGGUGCUGCAAGAUGGUGAAGAUUUUGACUGUCCAAUAUGUAUUUCUCCUCCAACUGACAUUGUAAUUACAUGUUGUGCUCACAUAUUCUGCCAAGCUUGUAUUCUGAAAACCCUGCAACGGAGCAAAGCCUGCUGUCCCCUUUGUCGUCACCCCCUCAAAGAAUCUGACUUGUUCUCUGCGCCGCCUCAAUCUUCUGAUGGUGAUGCUACUGGACUGUCCUCAGACAAAACAAGCUUAUCCUCUAAGGUGUCUUCUCUGCUAAAACUUCUUGUUGCCACAAGGGAUCAACAUCCAGCUGCAAAAUCAGUUGUAUUUUCUCAAUUUCGUAAGAUGCUGAUUUUACUGGAACAGCCUCUGAAAGUAGCUGGUUUCAAGAUAUUGCGUCUUGACGGGACCAUGAAUGCUAAACGAAGGGCUCGGGUUAUGGAAGAAUUUGCAGUUGGAGGAACAGAUGAGCCCACGGUUCUACUGGCAAGCCUCAAGGCUUCAGGCACAGGUAUAAAUCUGACAGCCGCCUCCAGAGUAUACUUGUUGGAGCCAUGGUGGAACCCGGGAGUGGAGGAACAAGCAAUGGAUCGUGUGCACCGCAUUGGGCAGAAAGAGGAGGUGAAGAUUGUAAGACUGAUUGCUAAAAACAGCAUUGAAGAGAGGAUAUUGGAGUUGCAAGAGAAGAAGCAGCAGCUUGCCAAGGAAGCAUUUGGAAAGAGGAGAGGGAGGAAUGGUAGGGAAGUUGGAGGGGAUGAUUUCCGAAUGCUCUUAUCCUUGUGAGCUUUGCUCUUAUGUCAAUAUCAGUUGAUAGUUUGAUUAGAUGAAAGUGCAUGCAUGUUCCAUGUUUUGUGUUCCCUGCCUGCAGGAAACUUGUAUGGAUGGAUGUAUGUUCUGGUCUUUCUUUUUGUCCUUUUCAGGCCAAAUGCUUAUGCUGUUCCCAACCAGGAACAUUCAACAUGCCUAGUGUAAUGGCAGCAUGCACACAAGCUUCCAUUUUGAGAUUAAUGAUUCCAUUGACAAACAAGAUUUACAGGGGGGAAAUCUACUUAUUUUGCUUCUUCUUUGGGUGUUAUCCCUUGAAAGUAGGGUUAUGCAAAAGUUCUUUACUCUCGUCUGGCUGAGUCCAACUCAAAACAACUUGGUCUGAUUCGGUCCAAAUAAAAAUUAGUUUUUUAAGACUAAAAGAUCAAACUCUUUAUUUGAGUUGGAUUGAACAA